AAGCACCGCGCAGCCGCCUCCGCCGCAGGAUCCCCCGGUGCAGGCCUCCGUGCUGGUGCGGAUCCUGGAGCUCAGCCGCGCGCGCCCUGCCCGAUCCUGUGCCGACCCACCGCACUAUGCGCGCCGUGCCGCUGCCCGCCCCGCUCCUGCCGCUGCUGCUGCUCGCGCUCCUGGCCGCUCCCGCCGCCCGCGCCAGCAGAGCCGAGUCCGUCUCCGCGCCGUGGCCCGAACCCGAGCGCGAGUCGCGGCCACCGCCCGGCCCGGGGCCCGGGAACACCACCCGGUUUGGGUCUGGGGCGGCGGGCGGCAGCGGCAGCUCCAGCUCCAACAGCAGUGGCGACGCCUUGGUGACCCGCAUUUCCAUCCUCCUCCGCGACCUACCCACCCUCAAGGCAGCCGUGAUCGUGGCGUUCGCCUUUACCACCCUCCUCAUCGCCUGCCUGCUGCUGCGCGUCUUCAGGUCGGGAAAGAGGUUAAAGAAGACACGCAAGUAUGAUAUCAUCACCACUCCAGCAGAGCGAGUGGAAAUGGCGCCACUAAAUGAAGAGGAUGAUGAAGAUGAGGACUCCACAGUAUUCGACAUCAAAUACAGGUAAAACCUGUUUCCCAGCCUGGUGGCAUCCUGUGGAAAGUUGGUCAGCUGCAACCUGGGGUGUGAAGGACUGGACCUGGAAGCCCUCUUGCGUCGGAGGUGUUGAAACCAAAACGAACGUUAUGUAUAAAACCCCAGCUCCAUCGUGCGUGUCAGGCAUCUGCUCAGACUGUCACUGGCAAGCUCGUUUCCACGUCACCACAAUGGAGUUGCUUCUGCCACCCUUUGGGCAUCCCUUUAAAGUGCCCCCUACUUCUACUCCCCAUGUAAGAGGCUUUGUGCCUUGCUAAGGAGCAAAGGGUAGAAACAUGUUGAUUUUAAAGAAGUUUUUUUAAGACAAUUGUUGACAAUAGUAAAAGAGAUCAGGAGGAUCAAGAAUCUAAAACAAGCCUGAAGGAUGUCCAACUGUGUAUUUAGAAUUUCCGACAUUCUUCUCUACUGGAUCUACACAUUGGACCCCAUCUGAUCCUUUGCUGCUUUUUUGGCUUGGUCAGGUCCUGGCCUCAUUUUGGCGUUACCUGUGUCAGAGUUCAAGGUGGAUGUGCUUAGAGCUGGUCAGCCCCUUCCAGACCUGGACACGUCUGUGGCUCCUUUUCUUUCUUCCUUUUUUUUUUUUUUUAAAAAAAAAAAAGGUUCAGCAGAAAUCAGCGUGGCUAGUUCACAAAGAAUUUCCAGUAUCAGGGAAAAACUGUGCGUGUGUGUGUGUGUGUGUGUGCACGUGUGUGCGUGUGCACGUGUGUGAUACCUAUAAAACAGUUUCUCCUUCUCUGAAGGGAAAGGAAAGUGCUAGGCAGCCUGUGAUUAGCAACAUUCUUUGUGCUUUUUUGUUGUUCCUCUGCUCUGUCACAGUUCUACGUUGUUUGCCUUAGAAAUGUAAUUUUUAAAAACCAUUUUAAAAAUGAACGGUGAUUUGGCUGGCUGGAAAAAAUCACACUGUCAGGGGACUAUAUUUGAAGUCAGUCUAGACGGGGCUGGACUAGGAACCCACCUGGACCCAGGAGACCCCACAGGACCCAGGAGGUCCCUGCCGGAAGGCAGAGGUUCAGGUGAGAGUGGCUCACCUCUGAGCUGGUGAAGUGAGGACUUGCCUGUGACAUGACCCAGGGAUCUGCUGCUGGCUUCUGGAGACAGGGCCUUGGGCUGACUUCUCAGGUUGAUUGAGGCCUCCUGACUAGCGGUGUUCCCAGGCUAGAGGUGAUUGGCUGCAACAAAGAUGCUUCUAUUAGUCUAUUAGCAGUGCCUUCGGGACCCUGGGAUUUUGCUCUCUCUAGAAAGGUGUUUUUUAUUUUUUUAUUUUUUAUCUCCCCCUUUUUUCCUGGCUUUGCUCCAGGGUUUGUGUAUUUGCCUGUUUAUUGUCCUGCUCUUUUUUUUUUUGGAUGAAAACUCCAGCCUUUCCUGACUCACCUCCAUCUUCGGUUCUUCAGUUUUCUGAGAAGAGUUGGGAUAUGUGGGAAGGGGCAUGGGAGCUCGGCAGCCUCCGCCUGCCAGGAAGGCAGUUUCGCCUCUGCAGGAAAGAGCAGAGCCCGUGGGAAGCCCUGGGUGAGGGUGGCGCAGCCGGCCCAGCACGCAUGGUAUUGCCAGCCACGGGGGGCCUGCGUGUAGUCUCUGCUCCCUGCAUUUCACCUUCUUUGUUGACUUUCCUUCUCUGUUUUCCCCCAUCUGUUUGCCAGAGGGGUGGGACUGGCAACAGAACAGCCGUGGCUGCUUUAUCUCUCCUCUCCACGGUGUACUCAGGCCUGAGUGGUGACUCACGGGAGCCUGGCCACCUCGCAGCUGUUCGCCCCCUCAACCUUUGAACUGGAACUGCUGGCUCACACAGGGUUUUCGACAACUGCAGCUGAAUCUCAUGGAAAAGCUGGAUUCCUCUGCCUUACGCAGAAACACCCGGGCUCCAUCUGCCAGGUGCUUGCCACUGGUCCUGGCAGAAAUGGCGGCUGCUGAAAGUGACCUUCCAAAUCCUUGGUGGCACUUCAGCGCCACAGGCUCUCCAAUAAAAACCCUUUACACACAAA
Messenger RNA from Homo sapiens (human), 2604 nucleotides. It is a transcript of the gene FAM174B, whose product is annotated as family with sequence similarity 174 member B. Bases 117 to 596 code for a protein of 159 amino acids. The transcript is spliced from 3 exons. The record is from RefSeq and is marked validated. Gene Ontology annotation, cellular component: Golgi apparatus; plasma membrane. NCBI's taxonomy places the organism in Eukaryota, Metazoa, Chordata, Mammalia, Primates, Hominidae.